UUAUUUUCGUGGCCAGCUAACCAGUAAAUGUGUUGACGUUAGCUUACAAUACAUAUAUACAUAUAUAUUUAUAGAUGUAGCCUAGUGUAAUAUAAACGAGAACGCGUUUAGCUAAUGUGAGAGUGUAAUCUCUCACGAGGUAGCUGAUUAUAAAAGAAGAAGGUCAGCUGAUGAAUGUUUUAGCAUUAGCAGUUAGCCCAGCUAGUCAACAUAACAGUAACGCAAGCUAACGAUAGAUAGCGUAGCAACAUUUAGGCAGCUAAAGCCACUCUCUUAUCAUCGCCUACCACCGGUCCCCAUUGCCCUACUGGUUGGAGAAAUCACUGCAUAGAGGAUACAGCUGCAAAGCCUCCCCAAGGUUGAAACCUAAGGAGCAAGAUGUCAAUCACGAACACUCCCUCAAGUAACGAUGCCUGCUUGAGCAUUGUGCACAGCCUGAUGUGCCACCGGCAGGGAGGGGAGAGCGAAAGCUUUGCUAAGCGAGCCAUCGAGAGUCUUGUCAAGAAACUGAAGGAGAAGAAAGACGAGCUGGACUCCCUUAUCACAGCCAUCACUACAAAUGGAGCUCAUCCCAGCAAGUGUGUAACCAUACAACGAACUUUGGAUGGACGCCUACAGGUUGCAGGGCGGAAAGGUUUCCCCCAUGUUGUCUAUGCCCGGCUGUGGCGGUGGCCUGAUCUACACAAGAAUGAAUUAAAACAUGUUAAAUAUUGCCAGUACGCCUUUGACCUCAAAUGUGAUAACGUGUGUGUCAACCCAUACCACUAUGAAAGGGUUGUCUCCCCAGGCAUUGACUUAUCAGGACUGACCCUUUCCAGUUCAGGACCACUCAUGGUAAAGGAUGAAUAUGACUAUGAUAACCAGCCAUCUCACUCCAGCUCUGAAAGCCACCUGCAGACUAUUCAGCAUCCCCCGUCAAUGCCAGGUCCACCAGAACCCUUCAUCAGUCCAGCUCUACUCACCCCGUCUGAUGGCACUGGUUCAGCUUCAACCUCUGCUUUUUCUUCCAUCAGUGCCGGACCCUCAAAUCCUCCCCCAAACUGGAACAGAAACAGCAGCUUCACCCCUGCAGGGCCUCAACAUCAGAACGGGCAUCUACAGCAUCACCCGCCCAUGCCUCACACAGGGCAUUACUGGCCUGUUACUAAUGAAAUAGCGUUCCAGCCCCCCAUAUCCAAUCACCCUUCCCCAGAAUACUGGUGCUCCAUUGCGUACUUUGAGAUGGAUGUCCAGGUCGGGGAGACGUUUAAGGUGCCAUCCACAUGUCCGAUAGUGACUGUGGAUGGCUAUGUGGAUCCCUCGGGAGGAGAUCGUUUCUGUUUGGGCCAGCUGAGCAAUGUCCACAGGACAGAGAACAUAGAAAGAGCCAGGCUUCACAUUGGCAAAGGUGUGCAGCUGGAGUGCAAAGGUGAAGGAGACGUUUGGGUGCGCUGUUUGAGUGAUCAUGCAGUGUUCGUGCAGAGCUAUUACCUGGACCGAGAGGCCGGACGUGCUCCUGGAGAUGCAGUUCACAAGAUCUACCCCAGUGCUUACAUAAAGGUGUUUGACUUGCGUCAGUGCCACAGGCAGAUGCAGCAGCAGGCAGCAACGGCUCAGGCAGCAGCUGCAGCCCAAGCUGCGGCGGUGGCUGGGAACAUUCCCGGGCCUGGCUCUGUGGGAGGCAUCGCCCCUGCCAUUAGUUUGUCUGCUGCCGCCGGUAUUGGGGUUGACGACCUGCGUAGGCUGUGCAUCCUGCGGAUGAGCUUUGUGAAAGGCUGGGGGCCCGACUACCCACGGCAAAGCAUCAAAGAGACACCCUGCUGGAUUGAGAUCCAUUUACACCGAGCUCUGCAACUACUGGAUGAAGUUCUGCACACCAUGCCCAUAGCUGACCCUCAACCUCUUGACUGAGUUUGAAGACAUAAACUGUACAAAAAACAAACAAACAAAAACAAACAGACAAAAAACUCUUGACUCUACUUUUAACAGACUACUCCACAUAUAGGCUUGGAGUUGAAGGAGGACCGCAGGGAAGCCUAGCUGAGAAGGUUGUAGGAGUAGAAACAAGGACAUUAAAGGCCGGCAGUAUACUCCGAACACACUGCUUUAAAACCCAGCACUAUGAGCAGUUCCCACUAUACUGAGCGAGACUCCAGGUCUGUGAAUUCAGUGUCUGUGACUUCCAAACAAAAGCUGGAGGAACAUGCGAGUCCACACGGGAAGGAGUCGUGGUACACUGGAAACAUACUGCCAAGAGGAUGCACAUGAAAAAGGAAGGAAUUGCAUAACAGCAUGAAGUGAAAAUCUCAAGUUUGAUGGAAGAAUACAAAAACACUAUGACACUCACAUGAAUUUAAAAAAAACGUGUCCACACUGAAAUUAAAAAGGUGCAAAAAGUGUCUCAAUAAUUGAACCGUAGUGCUGUGCAAAAAGCAUUGCAUCAUUACAGCAAAGUGUUAAGUGUCAAACCAGAAAUUAUUCACUGUUGUGUUCUGUGGAUCAUUUAUUCAAUAUUUCAUUUUUUCAUGCAUAGAGUCCCCACAACCUUUACUUUUCUGAACUAUUUCUUAUAAAUAGGGCAAACUAUUUAGCUUAAAAGGCAAAGCUUUGUAUUAAAACUGAUCAUUUACUCUGUCUGACAAAAGAACAUUUGAUUUCAGUUGGAGUAUACUGCCGGUCCAGUCGUCCUUCAUCGGCUCUUGGGCGCCGAUAUGGCUUCAUGUAAGUGGAGUUUUUUUCCCCCUUCAAUGAUCAGGACAUUUAUGUAAAAUCAUGUUAUUCAUUACUCAUGUUAUUGUAAGGGUGUAAUCAAUAUUUUUCAUUUCUCACAGUCCUUGUUUGAUGUUUAAAAAAAAUUAUUAUCCCCAUUUGAAUAGUCAUUUUUAAUGAGAGGCUGUUAUGACUUUAUCAAAUGAUGUUUUCUAUGGACGUUUUUCAAACCCCAAAGUUUAUUCAAAAUAUUUUCAAAAAGUAAAAAGUUGACGAGACACAUCUGUGUAAUAUCAUUAUUUGUAAUAGUCAUUUCUAAAUUAGAUGCCCACAUAGUGUCCAUUAGCACUUUAUUAAUUUCUUAAAGUAUUUUGUCUUGUUUCAUACUGUAGUCUCAUGUGUGGUUACUUGUAUCCAUAUAAUCUCUCUUAGCAUAGUUUAAAUGUAUUUUCUUGCUAAUGAUGAUCUUGGUGAGAUCCAUAAAUCCAAAAUUGUGGCUCAAAGUGACACACUGCCCAAAAUAUAUGUUUUGUGGUUAAUCCUUUUAUUUUAAUUUUAUACAGAUCCCUUCAUUUUCAACUAAUUUUCUGAAAAAAUGUGAUAGUAAUUUGUAACAGUUAAUCUUUUAGGACAUUUUACAAAACAUUUUGGUGCAAUUUGGUACAAAUGAUAAAAUGAUAAAUGAUAUAUUAGCAUAUGAGGUGGUUUCUUAAAACUGCUACGAGUAAGCAUCUAUGAAGAACUUUGGUAACAUUUACUUUCCUGCAAAAUUUUCUAGGACAUUUUUCCACAGUUUCUUAAAAGUAGCUUCAGUGUAAUGGCUUAAAUCAAAUAUGCUAAUAUCUUGUUUGAUACUUAAAACCACACAAUGAAAACUGGUUUCCUGUCAGUCAAGACUCUAAUUAAUUUGCAAUCUUUUUUUGCAAAUUAACAGCUACAUAUUAAUUUAGUUACUAAACCAACUAAGCCCUUUUUAAUGUUUUUAUAUUUCCUUAUAUUUAAAGAAAAAUUGCACCGCCCUUUCUGUAAAUGCCUUAAAAAUACAUUCUGACAAAUUACACAAUUGACAGAAAAUGAGUAUAAAAUAAAGGGACCUGCAAACUAUUUUGUGCAUCAGACACUCAUACACUGCAGGUUUGAAAGGUUUGUUCAGCUAUAUUUUGGUAAAAUAGUUGUUCUUACUUCAUGUAAGAUUUACCUACAAUUUAACGACCACCUUUCAAACUUACAUGGGGCUGAGUUUUUGAUACCCAAAGACAUCUUUUUGGGUAGAAUGUCGCUUUAACAUGGCUCACUGCCACCGUUUUUUAAAUUUGAGUAUUACUUGGAUGACACUACUCUGGACAACAGCUGAGCAAAGGAAGCGAGGAAUGAACUGUGAGAGGAAGCGUAAGCCAUACUGAUGCCAAAUAUACCCUUAUAUGAAAAGUGAAAAGGUUAUCAGAUUGCAGUCAUUUCAGUGUUUUGUCUCUUGUAAAACUGAAUGAUUUUUUAGUUUUUGCUCAGCACUCUUUAUCAAACAAUAUUUUUGGUAUUUGGAGCUCUGUUUGUUUACUUACAGCUGUUGCAGUAUUUUAUACUCUUUUUGCUACCUUUACAUUAAUGAACCACUCUGGUCAUGACUGAAAAUGAUUUUAAAACAAUGCUGUACAAUUUUCAGGAAAUGCAAGCUCAUGCUAAUCUUUACAAUUAUGUCAUACAUUCUGAAUCUGAAUGAUAUUGGUGUUUAUAUGUAUGAAUAUGGUUGAAUAAAAUUGAAUGGGCUAACACUAUUGUUUAGC
Messenger RNA from Scomber scombrus (Atlantic mackerel), 4469 nucleotides. RefSeq names its product SMAD family member 4a (gene smad4a). The transcript is spliced from 11 exons. Lineage: Eukaryota; Metazoa; Chordata; Actinopteri; Scombriformes; Scombridae. Bases 379 to 1890 code for a protein of 503 amino acids. Gene Ontology annotation, cellular component: heteromeric SMAD protein complex. Gene Ontology annotation, biological process: transforming growth factor beta receptor signaling pathway; regulation of transcription by RNA polymerase II; SMAD protein signal transduction. Gene Ontology annotation, molecular function: RNA polymerase II cis-regulatory region sequence-specific DNA binding; I-SMAD binding; DNA-binding transcription factor activity, RNA polymerase II-specific. The record is from RefSeq and is a predicted model, not a curated record.